UAUAUCUAUGCAUAGUUUGUAUUGUAACGAAAAUGUUUUAAUUUUGCUGUUAGUUUGGCAACUCUAUGUGUAAAUCACCGAUCAUGAUCUAACUUGAACCGUGGAAAUCAGUAUGAGUUCUCAAUACGUCCUACCGAACAGCAGUCCAGUUGUGAACCUAGACUGUCUAGUUGCGUUCAACUGUCUAUCUGCAAAGGAGAAGCUGUACACGCAUUACUUAUCGAAGGCAGCAUGGCAUGGAGGUCUGGUUGUGCUAUUUCAGACAUCACCAGAGUCUCCUAUCAUCUUUGUGCUGCUACAAAAACUGUUCCGUGCACAGCCAUUAGAUGAACUGAAGAAACUAGCCCUGGGACCUGCCUGUGGUUUCAACCAGGAUGAGUGGCAGGCACUGCUUGUGUAUACAUCCGGUCUCUAUGCAAACAUGGGAAACUACAAGGGAUUUGGAGACACAAAGUUUGUCCCCGGAACACCUCAGGAUAAGUUGAAGACAUUGAUCUGGAAAAGUGCCGCUUACAUCUCAUGCCCUGAGAUGAUAGAAAAUCUGUGGAGUUGGUGUGGUAAACGCAUGUACUCUCUAGCUGAGAAGGAGUUGCAGCUCGGACUCGGGGAUGAGGGUACAACAACCUACUUCUCUGCAAACUGCACAAUGGAGGAUGCCAAGCUUGUGCAGAAAUUCCUGGAUGCAAAGGCCAUCAGUCCAUACAACAGCCGUGUAUUCAAAACGAUCAACGAUGGGAAACCGCAUUAUGAUGUCAGGCUGGCAUCUGUAAACACUCCCGAUCUUGUCGAGCAGAGCGAGACAGCAGACAGAGUGAACCAUCUUGGGGCGAGUGAAUUUGAAGGAACUUCGUUCUCUGUUUCAUGUGGCGAUUAUUCUGCUCUUAUGGCGUAUGUCGCUACCAACCUUAAGAAGGCCAAGGAUCACGCAGCCAACGAGACAGAGGAGGCAAUGCUGCAGAGCUACAUAGAUAGUUUCACUACGAGCUCGCUGCAGGCACACAAGGAUGGCUCCCGACUUUGGAUUAAAGAUAAAGGACCCAUCGUGGAAACGUAUAUCGGAUUCAUUGAGACUUACAGAGAUCCCAUCGGAGUGCGAGGAGAAUUUGAAGGUUUUGUUGCCAUCGUCAACAAGGAGAUGAGUCAGAAGUUUGCUAGUCUGGUAGAAAAUGCAGAAACAUUCCUUCCCAUGCUGCCAUGGGGCAAUGACUAUGAGAAGGACAGGUUUCUACGGCCAGACUUCACGUCAUUGGAUGUGGUGACGUUCAGUGGCAGUGGCAUUCCUGCUGGCAUCAACAUCCCUAACUAUGAUGAAAUUCGGCAGAAUGAGGGGUUUAAAAACGUGUCGCUAGGCAACGUUCUCAGUGCUGGAUACAAAGAAGAGAAAGUCACGUUCCUUUCAGCAGGAGAUGUGGAGUUGUACAAGCUGUUGAAGGCGCCUUCAUUCGAAGUUCAGGUGGGCCUGCAUGAGCUGUUGGGUCACGGCAGUGGCAAGCUGUUCUCUGAGAAGACAGAUGGCAUUCGCAAUUUUGACUCAGAGAAGAUUAAGGACCUGGAAACUGGGGAAAAGAUCAGUAGCUGGUAUGCACCAGGGGAAACCUACGACUCAAAAUUUCAAGUGAUCAGCUCUACAUAUGAGGAGUGCAGGGCAGAAUGCGUUGGACUGUAUCUCUGUUUAGAACCCUGCAUCCUAAAAAUAUUUGCACACGAAGGUGAUAAGGCACAGGACAUCAUCUAUGUGAACUGGUUAAACAUGGUGAGAGCGGGAGUGCUGGGACUCGAGUUCUACACUCCUAAGACGAAAAAGUGGCGGCAGGCUCACAUGCAGGCGAGAUAUGUCAUCCUGCGUGUCCUUCUUGAAGCUGGCGAGGGAUUAGUGUCUGUAACGAAGACCAAUGGAGAGGAUGGGCAACCAGACCUGCUGGUAUCACUCGACAGAAGUAAGAUAAACAGCGUCGGCAAGGCUGCCAUUGCCAAGUUUCUGCAAAGGCUUCAGACGUACAAAUCAACGGGUGAUCUGGUGCGCGCAGAGGCAAUGUAUGUGGCAUAUGCAACGGUCAGCGAUGAGGGGGACACGCCCUUCCUCUGUUACAGGAGCAUCGUGAUGAAUCGGAAGCAGCCACGCAAGCUGUUUGUGCAGCACAACACCUCGGUGACGAGUGAUGAAAGUUCAGUAAACAUAUCAACGUAUGAGUCAAGCCCUGAAGGCCUCAUCCAGUCAUUCAUCGAAAGAUUCACAUCUACUGAUGUUGAUGAUGCCAUAAUUGAUCUUUGGAAGAAAGACCAACCCAAUUUUCCAACUGAAUGAGAGAAGUGUGUAGAAUAAUAUAAAAGAUAACACAAAAUGCUGAAACAAUAGAAUAGAAGAAUUUGAUCAAUAUAAACAUGACAUCCUUAAUAGUUUUCAUCUCACAAAUUUCCUGAAAAUCCAAUGGAUACGGAAUUUCAUGUUUUCACAUGGUGAUUUGCAUAUGGUAAUAUCGUUAUGCAUGAUGAACACUCAAGUUAAGUAUAAAUUAUCCUGCAUUUCUUUUCAUAUUUACUUGUGAUGUGGUCAACUGAGUGCACACCUGCUAACUCCUUUUUGAGUAAAAGCAGUAAAUACAUGGCAAUAACUUGUGUGACACAGUUGCAUGUUCGUGCAACAGAUUUGCAUGUCAGCUAGGGUGAUAUCUGGUGUGUAGCCCAAUGAAAUUUUGUUUAGUAAUGAGGCAAUAAAGGGCCAUCCCCUCGUCUCGUGUGACGUCCCUACUAGAAGCGUCCAUGUCAUAAGCGAUUGUUACUACUUGUACAAUGUGGAAACUGUAUAAAGCAAUCGAAAUAAAAAAAUUGGUAGGAGGUAGAUAACUUCUAAAAUCUGUGGGUUUGCAUGGCAGGUAUGUGUUAUCAUUGUUUGAUAAUGAUCUAGAAUUAAAUAAAUAGAAAAAUCUUCCAAUA
Priapulus caudatus is the source of this 2934-nucleotide messenger RNA. Its product is annotated as dipeptidyl peptidase 3-like. The coding region runs from base 113 to 2305 and encodes 730 amino acids. Gene Ontology annotation, molecular function: dipeptidyl-peptidase activity; metalloexopeptidase activity. The record is from RefSeq and is a predicted model, not a curated record. The transcript has 18 exons. Gene Ontology annotation, cellular component: cytoplasm. Gene Ontology annotation, biological process: proteolysis. Lineage: Eukaryota; Metazoa; Priapulida; Priapulimorpha; Priapulimorphida; Priapulidae.